Molecule: messenger RNA, 796 nt
Organism: Rhodofomes roseus
Lineage: Eukaryota; Fungi; Basidiomycota; Agaricomycetes; Polyporales; Fomitopsidaceae
Product: glutathione S-transferase
Exons: 6
Coding region: 53-703 (216 amino acids)
Source: RefSeq, a predicted model, not a curated record
UUAUACAACCACCCGCAAGUCAGAAACAUCCCUCCAUCGUCGAGCUUUGGAUAUGUCGCACGGGGAGCACUUCACUUUGUUCACUGACGUCAGAGGCCCAAAUGGCUGGAAAGUUGCUGAGCCGAAGUACCUUGACUUCAGUAAGCAAGAGCAGAAGAGUCCUGAGCAUACGCAGUACAAUCCGAACGGACGCAUCCCGACGCUGAUCGACCACGCGAACAAUGACUUUGUCGUAUGGGAGUCUAACGCGAUCUUGCUGUAUCUUGUCGAGAAGUACGACACCGAGCACAAGAUCUCUGUUUCGGUUGUGAAUGAAAAAGUGCAUCAGCUGCAGUGGCUCUUCUUCCAGGCAUCGGGACAAGGUCCAUACUAUGGACAAGCCACUUGGUUCAUACGCUAUCACCCAGAGAAGAUACCUAGCGCCAUCGAGCGUUACCGCAAGGAAGUCAUCCGUGUCAUUGGGGUGCUCGAGAGCGUACUCUCCAAGCAAGAUUGGGUCGUUGGCGGAAAGUGCACCAUUGCUGAUAUAUCUUUCGUCCCUUGGAACAUAUUUGCAUUCCGUCGACUUUCGACGGACGACUCUGACGUCAACCUUGAGCGAGACUUUCCUGCCGUUACCAAAUGGCACAAUGCAAUGCUCAAGCGGCACGCAAUCGCCGAGCAAAUCAAGCUGAGGCAGUCGCUUCUCGAAGAGCAGACGUGAUGUCAUUGUCUAUGCAUAUAGAGCAACUAUCAGCAUUGUCGUGUAGAUGAACAACCACUUCCACUGAAAUAAUCAUCGUCCAUCUCAUACUUA